Molecule: messenger RNA, 3372 nt
Organism: Apis florea (little honeybee)
Lineage: Eukaryota; Metazoa; Arthropoda; Insecta; Hymenoptera; Apidae
Gene: BHD
Product: folliculin
Biological process (GO): glycerol metabolic process; positive regulation of TORC1 signaling; positive regulation of transforming growth factor beta receptor signaling pathway
Cellular component (GO): cytosol
Molecular function (GO): GTPase activator activity; glycerone kinase activity
Source: RefSeq, a predicted model, not a curated record
AUUUAUAUAUUUUUGUACAUAAAAAUGUGUGAAUUAAAAGACCAAGAUUAUGAUUAUCUUGAUACAAUAAUUAAUAAAAGUCUUAUGGGAAUAGCAAAGAUACAUAAUGAUUUAAUUGUAUUAGAAGAUUGUAAUGCAAUCUUACGUAAAGAUUAUGUAAAUAUGAUUGGGAAAGUCAAAUUAAUAUCUGGUGGUAGAGCUGAAAAUGAAUUGUUAUAUCCAAGAUUUGUAGGUCCUGGAAUGUUAACAGCUGCAAUUUUAGGCAAUACUUUUUCUGGACCUUCAAUUAAUAACAUAUUGAGAGUUAUUGCAGAAAUUGAAUCUGAUCAUCCUUCAGGUAUAUUAUUAAUUAUUCAAAAUGAUGUUGAAUAUUCUAUAAACUUUACCUUAGCUAAAUUACAUGCAGAAGUUAAAGGAUAUAUUAUUAAACUAAUAAUAGUAAAUAAUAAUAUAUCGCAUUAUUUCAAUAAUACUAAAGAAAAUGAUAUUUUGCCUAUACUUUUUAUAUAUAAAAUAGCUGGAGCUAUGUCAGAAGAAGGAAAAAAUAUAGAUGAAAUUUAUUCUCUUUGCAAUUCUGUUGCAAACAAUGGAGAAAUCCUAUGUCUGAAAACAGAAAUGCAUUUUCAAAGUAUAAUUCAUGAAGGAUAUAAAUUGAAUAUACUUUCAAAUGUAGUUAAACAAAUACUUAAACCACUAAUAAAUAUAUUAAAUAAAACAUUACAGAAUUGUACUAAAAAAAGUAUACAUAAAACUAAAACAUUUUGUACUGGUCAUGAAAUUGCAAUUCUAAUAAGUAACUUUGGUUGUAGUCAGAUACAAGGAAACAUAUUUAUCUUAGAAUUUUUGCAACAAAUAGAAAUAAAUAAAUUAAAAAUAAAAAGAAUAUAUGUGAAAGAAUUUAUGACAUAUUCAAAUUAUAGUGGUUUUCAUAUCUGUUUGUUAAAUCUCUCACUUACUACAGAUUUAAUUAAAUAUUUAGAUUUUCCAACAUCUGCUUGGCCAAGAGUAUUAAUUACAGAAGUAAUAAAAAUUGAGGAGGUAAUGUAAUAAUAAAAAAAAAUAAUUACAUCAGGAAAAUAUAAUAAGAAUAUCAAUUGGUAUGAUUUAAAUUUACAAGGACCAACAAUGAAUUAUGAAACUGGUCAAGCAUUUUUAUCAAUUAUUUCAAUGGCAUGUGAAGCAAUAAUAGUAUGUACAAAACAAUUAAAUAAAAUGGAUCAAGAAUAUGGAGAUUAUGGUACAAGUCUUGCACGUGGAGCUAAAGCUAUACAAAAUGAUAUUCAGAAAAAUAAAAUAUCAGGAACAAAUUUAUAUAUAACAUUUACACAAAUUAGUCAUAUCAUUCAAAGAACAGUGGGUGGUUCACAAGGAGGAUUAUAUUCUUAUUUUUUUUACAAUGUUGCUAAAGCUUUUUCAAAAUAUCAAAAUGAUAAGGUAACAGUAGACAUGUGGUUACAUGUAUUAACUAUUGCAAAUAAAGCAUUGGAACAAAUUAAAAUAUCUUCUCUAAAUAAUGAUAUUCUAUUAACUAUUUUAAUAACAAUACAAAUAGACUUAGAAAAUGCAUUAAGUAAAAAUAUGGAUCCUCUUGAUGCAUUUGGAGUAGCUGUAAAAGCUGCAGAAAAUUUUAAUACAAAUGUUUUACAUACACAAUCUUUUCAUGAAUUUAAGUAUCCUCAAGCACAUGCAAUAGGAAUAUGGAUGAGAGCUGCAUAUGAAGAUGGACAAUAUGAAUGUGAAGGAUGUCAAAGUAUUGGAAAUGUGAAAUAUUUAAGUAAUGAACAUGAAACUAGAACAUCAUUUCUUUCUGCUCAACAAUCAUUAACUCAGGAUAUUUGGUGUUUGCUAAAGCAUGCAUGCUUUAGGAGCUUAAGUUGUGAAGUACAUCCGGGUAAAGAAGGUGUUUGCUACUUUGGAGAUGAAUAUAGGGGGCAUGUUUUAAGUCAUACAUUUACAUUAAAAGAUGCCCAGGCAAGAGGUUUUCGUAAAUGGUGCAGUUUUAUUGUUUUUAUGAGAGAUAAACAGUUUCUAUUAAAUAUGUGGCCCUUUUUAGUUGAUAAUUUAAAGGAAGUAAUUCGGGAAUUACAAGAUUUUGCUGAAAAAAAAUAUAAUGCAGAAGAAGCAGAAUGCCCACAAAGAAUUGUUCGUUUAUCAACUAAUAAUGGAUCAGGAUCAUAUAAUAAUUCUAACAAACAACCUAGAACUUUUAGUGAUAUAACCAAUGAGAAACAUGUUUUUAUAAGAAUUCACAUGUGGUUGGUAUGGAUUCUUAGUGCAGGAGCAAGACAUUUCAUAGAAAUUUUUCCUAUGAACUUAUUAGAUGAUGAAUUGAAUUAUAACUUGGAACAUCAGAUUGAAACUGAAGAUGGAUUUACUUUAGUAAAUGCUAAAUUACCUAUAAAUUUAACCUUAAACUCAAAUGAACCAGAAACAACACUUGAAUUUUCAGAAGUCUUAGAAAAACCCACUACAUUAAUACUUAAAGAUUUAAGAGCUGUAUUAGGAAAAGAUCAAUUUAGGCAACUUUUAUAUUCUAGUUUAACAGGUGUUCAAAUUUUAGUAAGAGGUCCAAAUAUUCAAAGAUUGGAAUCUUUAUAUGGUCUUAGUUCUCUUAUUCCACGUGCAUGUAGAAGAGUUAAGACUCAUGCAACAGAAUAUAUGGAUCCUAAUAAGUGCAACUUUAUUGGUGUUGAUACAUCAGUAGCAGUGCCUUUACCUUGUGUAAAUGUAUGUAGAUUAGACAUUGUAGCUGAUGAACAUAAAGUUGAAAAUUCAAGUUCACAUAUUGUCAGAUGGGCAGGUACAUUACCACUAAAGUUACCAACAUUAUUAACAAAAAUUGAAAAGUCACUUGAAAAUGAGAAACUUGGAAAUUCUGCUUUGAAAGCACAUUUUGCUGCGUUACAAGAAGAAUGGGCAAAUAUUGCCAAAGUAGUUCAUGCCAUGCGAGGACGUGGUCAUAAUGGAGAUCUUUCUGGUCUUAUGCUUAGCUUAGGUGCUGGUCCUCAUGAUAAGAAGUUAUUAGACACUUGGUCAAUGGGCUUGCCACCAAAUCCUGCAUAAUUUUUAAUUAAUUUGCAAUAUUUUAUGUAUUGUAGAAUAUUGGAUAGUAUCUAAUUUAAAAUGUAAGGUAUUCUUUUAUUGUUCAUGCAAUAUUUAUGUAUUCAAGGUUGUGCAUUACAUUUUAUUUAUAUUAUAAUCAAUACAUAAUAAGUAUUGAUAUUAGUGUAAAAUAAAUUGCCUGACAUGCAUUAUUAGUAUUUAAGAUUUGGUAUCCACUUUUAUAAAAUAAUAUAUUUACAUAAAACUUUUUGAUAACAUUGAUGUAAAAAUAAACUUUAUAUAUAAAAAUUGUUUAAUUUUAAAAAGUAA